AUUUUUCCUCAUCACAUAAAAUGAAGUGACGCUCUGUGAUUCCGUCCAUCCCUUUCUCUAUAGCUUCAAUUAAAACCCUAGCUUCACUGUUUCAGUGGAGCUCGACAAUCAAUUACUGCGUUCUAAUCUUUCUUCUCUUUAUCCACUCUAUCUCGCAAUUCACCUCUCAGAACUUCACAUUCUCGCGAAUUAACUGAAUUAUUGGUUUCUGGAGCAUCUUGUUUCAGUUGUUUUCGUGGUUCAUUCGGUGUGAUUUUGAUCUCUGAGCUAUGGAUACUCGCAAAAGAGGCAGAGCUGAAUUUGCCAACGGCGGUUUUAAGAAAUCUAAGCCAGAAAUGGACUCCUUAUCAAGUGGUAUAGGAAGCAAAUUGAAGCCAUGCACGAAAUUUUUCAGCGUUGCCGGUUGUCCCUUUGGUGAGAACUGCCACUUUCUCCACCAUGUUCCUGGUGGCUACAAUGCUGUUGCCCAGAUGAUGAACCUGGCUCCUGCUCCCACCCCACGACCAGUAGGUGGCCCCCCACUGCCUGCCCACCAGAAUGGUUAUGGCUCUCCGGCUGCUGUCAAAACCAAAAUAUGCAACAAAUACAAGACUGCAGAGGGUUGCAAAUUCGGCGACAAAUGCAACUUUGCCCAUGGGGAAUGGGAGCUCGGAAAACCAAUUGUGCCAUCUCACUCCCAUGACAAUCCCCACCUUGCCGCUGGACCUAUGCCCGGCAGGUUCAGUGCCCGGCCGGAGCUGCACGCUCCUGGACCCACAGCAAAUUUUGGUUUAACAGCCACAACCAAAAUUAGCGUAGAUGCUUCCCUAGCUGGUGCUGUAAUCGGGAAAGGAGGAGUGAACUCGAAGCAGAUAUGCAGGCAAACGGGGACCAAACUAUCUAUUAGAGACCACGAAGCGAAUCCCAAUCUCAAAAACAUCGAGCUCGAGGGCACGUUCGAGCAAAUCCAGCAAGCGAGUGCGAUGGUGAGGGAGCUUAUCGUCAGCAUUGGUCCCGGCGGCGGGGCAGGUGAGCCGGGGAGAGGCGCGUUGGCGGCCUCCACUGGCAGGGGCGGAAACUUCAAGACGAAGCUCUGCGAGAACUUUGGGAAAGGGUCGUGCACCUUCGGAGAUAGGUGCCAUUUCGCACAUGGCGAAGCAGAGCUAAGGAAAACAGGAUAAGAUCCCAUCAUUUUGUUAUGUGAGGUUUGUGUUUUACUUUAUUUUAGAGUAAUAGAACUAAUGAAUUGAAUCUUGUAGCAGCUACGUAGGUGAUUUAAGACAAAAGUGUAGCAUAAGUCGCAGGUUUUAUUUUACUACUACUAUAAAUUAAGCUUAUUAUACUCCA
Salvia hispanica is the source of this 1326-nucleotide messenger RNA. Its product is annotated as zinc finger CCCH domain-containing protein 14-like. The record is from RefSeq and is a predicted model, not a curated record. Lineage: Eukaryota; Viridiplantae; Streptophyta; Magnoliopsida; Lamiales; Lamiaceae. Gene Ontology annotation, molecular function: mRNA binding; metal ion binding.